UCCGUAUCUCAUAUAUUCAGCUGCAGAGUAAGGAACUAAGCUGGAAUCUGUAGAAGCCUCCCCUAGUAAACAUAUCAUUUCAGAUCAUAAUCAGUCGAAUUGGCUAAAUUACAUUAGCCUUUAACUUGUUUAAGAAGAUUGUUGAUGACGCUGGUUGGAGUCGAUGAAUUUUAGGAGAUCAUAACCUAUAAGAAGACUUUUGACUUGAAUGCUCAAAGUUAGGUAAUUCGUCGAGGAGAGUUUGGUUACUCCGGCCAUGUUCACCACAGCAUCUUGGGAUUGAUGGUGAUAUCAGUUGUUUGUUUGCCAUCGCAAAGAGAAAUAGAAACCUUAUGUUUGAAAAAAAAUGGUUACCAUAGUCUUAGGGCAUAGGGCAAUCAUACCUUAUAAAAAGGGAAUUAGAUGGUAACUAUUUUUUAUAUGGUGUGAGUGCCCUAAUGCCCUAAGACUGUGGUAACCAGUUUUUAUCUUAACCAAAAAAUGAUAAUGUAUUUCUUUCAUCUUAACCAAGUACGUUACAAGGCUUUAUAUACAUAAUAACAGAAGAAUUUAGAGAGGAGAUAUUCUAGGAAUAUAUUGUAGAGAUAACAACAAGAAACAUAUGUACCCUAAGAUAUGUGAUAUCUAUAAACUUAGAUAACUUCUAUCUCUUUCUCUUCUCCAAGAACGCCAAUAUAGAUAUCUUAGAGAGAUUUCCAGACCUGUGAAAGUUUCAGAAAAUGGCAGGUCUUCCUUUUCCUGGCGGUUCUAAAACCGAGAAAAUCCAUGCACAAUUUUAUGACAUAGUUGAGGAAUGCAUUGAAGACAACAUGAGCAAGGAUGAAACUGUGAGACAUCUAUGGGAUAAAUAUCUAAUCCCACAUGAAUAUACCAACAGAGUUUGGAAUCAUCUUGAAAGGACGAAUCCAGAUAGCAUACUAUGCAAUGAUCCGUUUGCGCAAUGCACAACUGCCCAAGAAUCUGCUGCUUAUGCUAAUGUUCUAGAGAACCAAAGCCUUCAAGCCUCUCAGCAGCCAGCUUAUCCGAACGACUUUUGGCAGCGGUUUAUGAAUACCUUGGGCCAGAUUCAGAGUAAUACACAGCAUUUGGAUACUUUGGGUCACAUUCAGAGUAAUACAGAGCAGGUCGUCAAACUACUGACCGAUGGACAUGUAUUUGGACCACAUCCUUCGGCUGCGGAUUCCUCCAAGAGGCAGCGAGCUGAAGAGGCAGAAGAGAGAUGUAACAGUGAAGCAGCAGCGAAGCUGCAUGAGAACGAGGAAGGUGAUGAAGAAAAACCAGAGAAACUGCACGAGAAAGAGAGGCCACAAUGAAGAAAGAGAGAAGCUGCAACUUCCACAAUAAACUCAUGGACAGUCUCGACAUCCAUGAUUGAGAGAGAGAGUUGCGAAUUUUUUUAUUGUCAUUUUUAUACAAUACUACUAGCUACGCUGUUAUAGAGAAACAUUGAGGAGAAAUUUAUCUUAUUUCUGGCUAGGCACAAUUGUUUGUGAUGCUUAUUCAUAUAACAAGAAAACCAAAAGAGAAAUGCAGAAAUAAAAAAAGAAUGAUGUAAUGAGAAGAAAGCAUAAGGCUGAGGAACUUGUUCAGCUAGGACUUCUUUUUCGCAGGAGUUUCUUCCAGAUUUCUGUAAUGCUCUGACUGCCCAAGGUUAAUGGGUUACCCACACCCGCUCACUCGGUCUGUGAGUCCCAUCCCGUUCCAACGGUCAGUGUAUUAAUUUUCCAAAGGCCGAAAGUCUUGUUUACUAACCCUGCAAUCACCACAUGACUUUUCCCCGUGCUUUGGUCUCACUCACACGCUAUCGCGAAUCACUUUCCAAUAGUUCAACCAUCCUUUCAUUACUCCAACCUAAACAUGCUUAACUAUGGAGUUCUAAACGGAUGUGCGACGGAAAAGGUAAGUCAACUUUGGUGACAUAGGUAGCCAAAUCAAUUUAUUUAGGCAUUUCCACAUAUACCAAAAAUCGGGAUGUUGCAAUUCACCUCCACUCACAAACCGCAAAGUCCCCGUUGCGCACCAUGACAUGUCCU
Molecule: messenger RNA, 2033 nt
Organism: Brassica napus (rape)
Lineage: Eukaryota; Viridiplantae; Streptophyta; Magnoliopsida; Brassicales; Brassicaceae
Exons: 5
Coding region: 720-1313 (197 amino acids)
Source: RefSeq, a predicted model, not a curated record